CGCGCUCCACUCGUGGAAGUCGUGUCCGCGGAAGCUGCGGCCAGGAAGGAGUGCGCGUUCCGUCGUCUUCGACUUCGUCUUCGGGAGUGAGGUUAGGUUCGUCCGUUCUUCUCGCGUGUGUUUUCGUUCGCUGUCAAGCUGUCUUCGCACACGUACUCGGCGGCCGGGGCGGCCAGCCAGUCGACCGGACACCGGAAGCACCGGUCCCGAUCGUCCUCGCGCUAUGUCGACCAGGAGAAGCCCAAGAAGAAGAAACCCUCGGCCACCGUGUCCCUCGUGUCCAUACCCAACACCAUCCGGCUCUCCAUGCUCAACAGUGGAUUACUCUCUUUCGCUGGGGAACAGAAUGGAGUCAUGUCAACGCUGCCGAAUAAACCGGUGGAAAAGAGGAACAUGGUAAAACACUGCGAACAGAGGCGAAAGUUUCCUGUUCUCUACAAACUUGAAUUCCAGACGGCUGUGAAGGUCGAAACGCACUCUUGCAGACACGCUUGUAAACCAGCAAACGCGCCCAAAAACCAAAACCCCAAAUGCAUUCCAUAUGAUUAUAACAGGGUUGUUUUAGAUACUAUAGAUGAUAUUCCAGACUCUGAUUAUAUCAACGCAUCCUAUGUAGAUAGUCUCCUGAAACCUAAUGCAUACAUCGUAACUCAGGGACCAACUGAAACCACUGUCAACGAUUUCUGGCGAAUGGUUUGGCAGGAGAAAGCUAGUUGUAUCGUCAUGCUAACAAAAACAUUUGAUUUUAUAAAAGUGAUGUGUAUGCAGUAUUGGCCUUCCGCGAAGGUGAAAAGCGAGAACUACGGCGAUCUAAAUAUAUCCGUUCAACAUGAAGAAGAGUUAGCAAAUUUUCACAUUAGGACUAUUCGAGUCAUUAGGAAAAUGGGGACGCCUGAAGAGGAGGAGAGGAAACUUCUUCAAUUCCAUUACACAGAGUGGCCUUGUCAUACGUGCCCUUUCUCAAAUGCAAUUUUAGAAUUCCGUAGGAGAAUGCGAGCCGUAGUCGGAUCGUACAAAACUCACCAAGAGGGACCAAUAGUAGUUCAUUGCAAUGAUGGCGGAGGACGAUCAGGCGUUUAUUUAUCCAUAGAUGCAAAUAUAGAAUUAAUGGAGGAGGAAGACUCUUUCAAUAUUUAUGGAUACUUGAAAAUGCUCAGACAAUCUCGAAAAGGAAUGAUUGAAACUUUGGACCAAUAUAAAUUUGUAUAUGAUACCUUAGAAGAAUACGUAGUUUGCGGCGUUUCGUGGUUUCCAGUAAAGGAGCUAUCUCAACGUCUGAAACAAAAAUCUAUGAAAAACCCCUUAACCAAAUUGAAUGACUAUCAAAGGGAGUAUCAGCAAAUCUGCAAGAUGACUCCGAGGUUCACAAUAGGAGACUGCGCAGGAGGACAUCGUGCCGACAAUAGGGAGAAAAACCGAGAUGUUUUAAUCGUUCCACCGGAUAAUUUUAGACCGUACUUAACGUCAUUCCAAGGAAAUAAUUACACGGACUAUAUAAAUGCAGUUUUUGUAGAUGGAUACACAAAACCCCGAGAAUACAUCGUCACAGAAUGGCCUUUGAAGCACACGCAGGGCGAGUUUUGGUCUCUUGUUUAUGACUACGAGUGUUCGGCUGUUGUUGUCCUAUGUGUUCCACCCAAAGACUCUCAAGUUUAUCCAUCGUUUUGGCCUGAAAGCAGACAUUCUAAGAAAUAUGGUCCUGUGUUCACAAUUGAUCACAAGUCUCAUAAUCACUACACCAAUAUCAAAACGUGGGUCCUAAAAAUAAAUAAGAAGGACGAUGUUUUAUGUAAUAAACCAAACAUUGUGGUACCAGGACUCGAAAAUAGACGGAUCGUGUCUUUGACUGAACUUAUGGCAGGCGUUAAAGCUCCGGUUCGAGGAGUCCAGCUGUUCCAACUUACUUGCUGGCCGAUGGGUCAUAGAGUGCCAACAUCAACCAAUUCUUUGGUCGAGCUAAUGAACAUGGUUGAAAGAUACCGGCAAAGGGAGGACUAUGGCCCCGUUGUAGUCGUAUCUCAGGAUGGCAGAAGUCGGUGUGGAGUCUACUGCGCAGCCAACGCUUGCAUCGAGCAAGUGAUCCAACAUGGAGAAGUCGACGUCUUUCAAGCUGUCAAAACUGUCAGGAGACACCGACCUCAACUUAUUGAGAAUAUGACUGAAUACAAGUACUGCUACGACCUGGUGCUCCACUACGUGCUCCACUACCUGAACAAAGACCUGAAGGAGAAGAAAUGAGAAAACGAGGUCUCAGACCAAUGGUUCGUUCAAUUUGGCCGCGGGGCGCCCCUCCCC
This is a messenger RNA of Bemisia tabaci, 2295 nucleotides long. It is a transcript of the gene Ptp36E, whose product is annotated as protein tyrosine phosphatase 36E. NCBI's taxonomy places the organism in Eukaryota, Metazoa, Arthropoda, Insecta, Hemiptera, Aleyrodidae. The record is from RefSeq and is a predicted model, not a curated record. Gene Ontology annotation, biological process: protein dephosphorylation. Gene Ontology annotation, molecular function: protein tyrosine phosphatase activity.